Python bivittatus (Burmese python) is the source of this 6079-nucleotide messenger RNA. RefSeq names its product lysine acetyltransferase 7 (gene KAT7). The record is from RefSeq and is a predicted model, not a curated record. NCBI's taxonomy places the organism in Eukaryota, Metazoa, Chordata, Lepidosauria, Squamata, Pythonidae. Gene Ontology annotation, biological process: regulation of transcription by RNA polymerase II. Gene Ontology annotation, molecular function: transcription coregulator activity; chromatin binding; histone H3 acetyltransferase activity. Gene Ontology annotation, cellular component: chromatin; histone H3-K14 acetyltransferase complex; nucleus.
CCACAGUCAAAAUGGCCGCUACACUUCACCGGCUAGAGAUUCGCGAGGUGCUCGACCCGAUUCCAAGAUGGCGAAGCGCCGUUGGCGUGAGGUGAGAGUUGUCUGCGUCACGUGACAGGCAAGACGGGGGUGUGUGUAUCCCCGUCGUGUGUCCCGGCGGAAGAGUGAAGGGAGUCGGCUGAACGGUAACAUCUUACAGCAAAGGGAAAAUAAAGCGGCGCGACUAGCGCUGGAGAACCGGAGACACGCCAGUCACCACGGAUUCAUCCGUAGCCAACACGGCGGCCGGGGCGCAGCCACCUUCGCUGCCUCCGCCGCCGCCUCCUCCAUCGAGGAUGUCGCGCAGAAAGAGAAAUGCAGGAAGCAGUUCAGAUGGAACAGAAGACUCAGAUUUCUCUACAGACCCAGAGCAUACAGACAGUUCAGAAAGCGAUGGUGCAUCACGCCAGUCUGCCCGUGUGACACGAUCUUCUGCUAGGCUCAGCCAGAGCUCUCAAGACUCCAGCCCAGUUCGCAAUCCACCAUCAUUUGGAGCAGAAGAGCCUGUUUAUUCUACUCGGAGAGUAACCCGCAGUCAGCAGCAGCCCACACCUGUAACUCCAAAGAAAUAUCCACUGCGACAGACCCGUUCAUCUGGCUCAGAAACGGAGCAAGUGGUUGAUUUUUCUGAUAGAGACACAAAAAAUGCAGCUGACCAUGAUGAGUCCCCACCCCGCACUCCAACUGGGAAUGCUCCUUCUUCAGAGUCUGAUAUUGAUAUCUCUAGUCCCAACAUGUCACAUGAUGAAAGUAUUGCCAAGGAUAUGUCCAUGAAAGAUUCAGGGAGUGAUCUAUCCCAUCGUCCCAAACGACGUCGUUUCCAUGAAAGCUAUAAUUUCAACAUGAAAUGUCCCACCCCUGGCUGCAAUUCGUUAGGACACCUGACAGGAAAACAUGAGCGACACUUCUCUAUAUCUGGAUGCCCUCUGUAUCAUAAUCUUUCAGCUGAUGAAUGCAAGGUGAGAGCACAAAGCCGAGACAAACAAGUGGAGGAGCGGAUGCUUUCUCACCGACAGGAUGACAACAAUAGACAUGCUACCAGGCACCAGGCACCAACUGAAAGACAACUGAGAUACAAAGAGAAAGUAGCAGAGAUGAGAAAGAAGAGGAAUGCAGGCUUAACCAAGGAGCAGAAGGAAAAAUACAUGGAACACCGACAAACCUACGGUAACACUAGAGAACCCCUUUUAGAGAAUCUGACUAGUGAGUAUGACCUAGAGCUAUUCCGACGAGCGCAAGCAAGAGCUUCUGAAGAUCUCGAAAAGCUGCGACUUCAGGGCCAAAUCACUGAAGGCAGUAAUAUGAUCAAAACAAUUGCUUUUGGCCGCUAUGAACUGGACACCUGGUACCAUUCUCCCUACCCAGAGGAGUAUGCCCGGCUUGGGCGCCUCUACAUGUGUGAAUUCUGCCUCAAAUAUAUGAAGAGUCAGACAAUACUUCGCAGACACAUGGCAAAAUGUGUCUGGAAGCAUCCUCCAGGGGAUGAAAUCUACCGCAAAGGUUCAAUCUCAGUAUUUGAAGUAGAUGGGAAAAAAAACAAGAUAUACUGCCAAAACUUGUGCCUUCUGGCAAAGCUCUUCUUGGACCAUAAGACUCUGUAUUAUGAUGUUGAACCAUUUCUUUUCUACGUCAUGACAGAAGCUGAUAACACAGGCUGCCACCUAAUAGGCUAUUUUUCCAAGGAGAAGAACUCAUUUCUCAACUAUAACGUUUCUUGCAUACUGACAAUGCCUCAGUACAUGAGACAGGGUUAUGGCAAAAUGCUUAUCGACUUCAGCUAUUUACUCUCCAAAGUGGAAGAGAAAGUUGGUUCUCCGGAAAGGCCCCUCUCUGACUUAGGACUUAUUAGCUACCGUAGUUACUGGAAGGAGGUUCUUCUCCGUUAUCUGCAUAAUUUCCAAGGCAAAGAAAUCUCCAUCAAAGAGAUCAGCCAAGAGACAGCUGUCAAUCCUGUUGACAUUGUUAGCACUCUGCAAGCCCUUCAGAUGCUCAAGUACUGGAAAGGCAAACAUUUGGUCCUAAAAAGACAGGAUCUUAUUGAUGAAUGGAUAGCCAAAGAGGCCAAGAGGUCCAACAGCAAUAAAAUCAUGGAUCCCAGCUGUUUGAAAUGGACCCCUCCCAAGGGCACUUAAUUAACCAGUCUCUCCAAGAAGUGUGAACACCCCACUCAUGUGCUGCUACCAUCAUCACUGUGGGUACUUUUUCUUUUCCCAGCACUAGAAACAUCCUUUCAGAUCUUGGACAUGUGAUUGCUCUUGGUAUCAGCUCCCCCUUUUCAGAUGUUCCUGUGGUGUUUCUCUUUUUUUAGAACCUUUUUGACCAGACACCUUGUCCAUGAGGCAAGAUUGAAAAGAUCAGAGAGUUCUGGACAAUAUUAAUGUGGCCUCAAGAAGGUGCAGUAAGAUUUACUUGCUCCUCCAUCAACGGUAUGCUCCUAGCACACAAACUUGGGUUGCUUCUCACAUUUUUAGUUUUAUAACUUGCUGCUUCUGUUGUAGCCCUCUGAGAUGUUGUCCACCUAUGCAGUACAGUGGGAUUGCAAAUGUGGUGGAAAGGAUCAUACUGCUUCAUCUUACAGAUGGGGGGGCGGGAGCAGAGAAAGAUCAGUUUUAGAUUUCUCUGUUAAAACAAAGGAAAGCUAGUGAGGCCAGGGACAAAAGUUCUCAUCACUCCCGUUUCUGUACUAGUUUUCAUCUGCACGUUUUUAAUAGAUAAGAGAGCACUCAAAAAACAACAGUCCUCUGCCUGUCUCCUGAAAUGCUCCAGUCCAUUCUAUUCACCCUACACUUCCCUGUCAUUCUGCUGCAUGUUUAUAUACAGUCUAAAUGUAGGUCCGUGAGACUAUUUCCCUACCACAUGGUGACAAGGUAAAAGUAGGAAAUGAUCCAAUACUUCCUGGAAUCCUGAAUUGCUUCUGGAUGAGCAAAUUUCUCACAUUUAUUUGCAGGAGUUAAAACUUAUUUGAUCUUGGCACUUCUUUAUGCCAGCAUUCUCUCCACAACACUCUUCAGUCCACCAUAGGAGCUGAUGGGCAAGGAAGUCUCCAAAGUGCCGUUGAUUUCUGAGAAUGGUCAUGGGGUUUAUAAUUCUAGACACAGGGUAUCAGAAACAAUGAAUCAGCCCUCUGUGAACUGGCUGAUGGAUUUUGUAGCCAAAACAACCAGGUUCCUGAGGGAGAGGUGACAGGCAGGAAGAUACUGCAUUACCUGGUCUUGGUUGCAUGCCUGAAUGGGAAGACAAGAUGCCAUCACUGGGUCUGUUGUCAUUUUGGUCACGUGAUCCUGAUGGCAGCUUUUGAACAGGCUCUGACUGCCAAUAUACUUCAAGAGUCAAUUAACUUUGUGGGAAAGAAGAUUGCAAGAUCAACAUUCUAGCCUUGGCAUAGCAUCAUCCUACUAAUUUGGCAUACCUCAUCCUUUUGGACUUGCUGCUUCAAAGGAAGCUAUGCUUGAAGCCCAAGGAAUAUGCGUAGGAACACAGUAGAGUCCAUCAGCUUAGCAGGAGGGGCACUGCUCCUUUUGCCAAAUUGUUCAUCUGCAAUAGAUUGCUAGGUACAUUUGGCAGCUUUGUAAUUUAUGAUUCAAUUCAUGAAGCUGCUGGAUCUGCUGGUGCCAGAUCUCGGGACAAUUUGUUGCAGCAGACUGAAUGUAGACUUAAUGAUGGCUUGUGUUUUUUGGCCAUACAUGGGCAAUUUGCAGAUUUUCCCUGCCAGUGAGAUUAUCCUGGUCCAAUAACUUCCUUGUUCUUUUUUCAAGGAGUAUGUAAGGAGAUCAGCUAUGCUGUUCCAUACAUGAAUGUUGAGAGCUAGCUCGGAAGCUGUUGAGGGCAGGCAGAUAGUUGUGGGCGUUUUUGAACUAAUGGUUUGUUGUUUCGCAAAAGAAAAGGAAUAUCCACUACAAAAGGCACCAAAGAUAUAUUUUAAUCUCAUUUUAAGAUUUGGUACCUGGAUGUUUGUCAUGACUCCAGCCUUUGGAAAUUGUGAAAAAUUAAAAAUAAAACUUCAGAAACAACUGUGGUAGAUCCCCAGCAUCAGUUCUAUAGUAAUUGUGCCCCUUUUCAAGGAGAGUGCAUUCAUCUUUUAAAUAAAGUCUGAAUUAUCCAAAUUAUGGGGAGUCCUCUAUCAGUAACAGGUAAUAUUUACUUAUAGUGGCUGGGAGAGAUGGAAGAGAACAGAGGAAAGUUUUUUGUCCAAUGAAAAGAGAUUUGUAAGCUUUCUGUUAAGAUGAAUACUCUUGGCCAUUGUAAGUCAGGUACCACAAGUGUCUUAAUUUGCCCAUGUCUAAAACCUCUGUCUUCCUGAAGUACCAAAAAAAAAGAAGAGGAAAGCUGGCCAGUCUGCUACACUAUUAUCCACCGGUUCCACUUUUGUAUAGCUGGCAAUAUAUGCAUAAUGAAUUGGAUUUCUGAUAGUCUUUGCAAGGCUUCUUUCCCUUUUGCAUGCACUAUCGGUGUAAAGUUAUGUCUUUGAAAACAUUCAGCUGCUGGACUGUGUCUCUGCACUCUCUGCUAUAUUUGGUUGCUUUACUGGCCAAUCGUUUGGCCGCAGUUGUGCAUGAUAUACAGUAAUAUCCCAGUAUUUGAGAUGGGAGCCUAUUCCCCUAAAUGCUGAGGUGGUGUUGCACAAAGCAAUUAGGGCCCCACCAGUGUUCCAGUCAUGAGACACAGAGUAACCUGGGACUGGGAGUACACUUGCGUGCCACAGAUCAAAGAGGCCACAGUGGAGAUUGAUGGAUGGGUAAGUGUGUCCCAGCUUGCUCUCAGGACCUUUACAUCCUGGGUUUGAUCUUAAGAUAGCUUCCUGUCCUUAGGCGGUGAUUUUUUUUCUUCCUGACAUGGUGGACCAUGCAAAGAGACAGUAUGUUUUAUCUGUUUGGGGGCUGCAGAACAAUGGGCUGGUGCAUUCUGAACUCUAACUGCAAUUUCCACAAAAAGGAGGAGCGUAGUUUUUCAUGGUAAUGUUUGGUGACAUACUUCCCAUGUACUUCGCUCAGAUGAAACAUCCUGGAGCUAUAAUUAUCCAUAUGCUAUGCUUUUAACUUCUGCCUGGUGUGCAAUUGUCAAAGUAGACACCUGCAUGACACACAACCUGUUUUCAGCUGGAUAUUUUUUUAAAAAAAUAUUGUCCUCUUGUCUCUCAUCUUGAGAAAAAAACGGAAAGGCACUCCAUCUCCACCAAGGCUUCUUACCCAAGCAUUCCUGUCUGUUGGUUCUUGUGUUUGGUUUUGCCUUUUUAUUGCCAUCCUCGAUCUGUCAGAGUUUCUCUUUCUCUGCACAUUUUCUAGCAAUUGUCCUCAGCUUCUAGAUUAUUGCAAAUGAUGGGGUAAUGCUCUCUUUUGUGACGAAGGGAGGCUGGCUGUUCUUGUACAGAAGCAAAACUGUUUUCCUGGAUAUUUUAGAAUAUGCUACAAGUGUAUCAACUUCUCAAUAAAGCAUGUUCUCUGCUCUCACUUUCUUGCCAAAAGUAUUAUUCUGAAAGGAUUGCUUGGGAUGUAUUGACCUCUAAGCAAGUUUUUCUAGACAGUACUCCCCCUUGGAACCAAUGUAACUUGGGUGGAUUAAGUCACCUCUUUUAUCUGUUGUGCUUCUGUAGCAUAUUCUACAUUGCACACCCAAGAGACCAAAAGGAAGACUAGAUGGGAAGACUCAUUGCCUGGUUGUCAAGCACAGGGUUUACAUAUAAAAGUCUUGGGAUUCAAGCUCCUUGAAACUCCAUUUAGAAAGAUCAUGAGGAAGUAAGUCAGAAAGUCCUCUAGUAAUUUGCUGAAUGGAUCAGUUGUUGACCACUGGUUUAGCUCAGAGAAUCCCUGGACAAUGCAGCUUGCUUUGAGCCUCUAUUCUUUACUGAGGCCACAAGUGACCAAGAAUAAUUUUGUAUGAGAGAUUGAUGGCAGGUGUUUCCGCCCUUUUCCAGCUCAAAGAACACAAUUUGCCUUUGAUGUGUUGGGAAUGGGGUCAGGAUGAAAACCAGAUUAAAUUGCUUCUUAUACACUGCUCAGUGUCAAUUGGGCUGGUUUACCAAUAUUGUAAAUAAAUAAGUUUU